Molecule: messenger RNA, 1166 nt
Organism: Lycium ferocissimum
Lineage: Eukaryota; Viridiplantae; Streptophyta; Magnoliopsida; Solanales; Solanaceae
Product: gamma-glutamyl peptidase 3-like
Exons: 4
Coding region: 250-1032 (260 amino acids)
Cellular component (GO): cytosol
Source: RefSeq, a predicted model, not a curated record
UUCCCACAUAUAUGGAAUCCUUCUCCUUUUUUUUCCACAUAUAUGGAAUUCUCCUCCAUUUUUUUUCCCUUAUAUAAAUGCACCAUUUAUCUACUCUAUCUCAAACAUAACCAACAAAUAGAAUUGUCUUGAUUCCACACAUAAGCUUCAAGAAUCCAUUAUUCUCUUCUCUCUCAUUUUCUCACGCGCACACAUAGUGAUAAAGUCUCUCUUAUUUUUUCUUCUACACUAAAAACCCCCCACAAGAAAAUGAAGAUUGAAGGUGAGAAAAUUAAGAGAUAUGCUUUAUUAUUAGCUGCAAAAGAUUCUGAUUAUGUCAAAAAAGUAUAUGGAGGAUACUUCAAUGUGUUUGUUGAAGCUUUUGGUGAAGAAAUAGGAGAGAAAUGGGAUUUGUUUAGAGUGGUUGAUGAUGAAUUCCCAGACAUGGAUGAACUUAUUAACUAUGAAGGAUUUGUAGUUAGUGGAAGCCCUUUUGAUGCCUAUGGGAAUGAACAUUGGAUUCUCAAGCUUUGUCUACUUUUGCAAACUUUGUAUUUUAUGCAAAAGAAAGUACUUGGCAUUUGCUUUGGCCACCAGGUCCUGUGUAGAGCUUUGGGAGGAAAAGUUGGAAAAGCUAACAAUGGUUGGGAUAUUGGAGUAAGGAAAUUGAGCAUUGUGAAGGACUUCUCCACACAUAGCUUCCUUAGUGAUUUGGAGGAAAUUCCACCAGCACUUUCUAUCAUUGAGUGUCACCAAGAUGAGGUAUGGGAGGCGCCAGAGGGAGCAGAAAUAGUAGCAAUUUCAGAAAAGACAAAUGUGGAGAUGUUCACAAUGGGAGAUCAUAUAUUAGGGAUUCAAGGCCACCCUGAAUAUACCAAAGAUAUACUCUCUAAUCUCAUUGAUCGUCUCCUUUCCAAUGGUUCCAUUGAGAGUGGAUUUGCAGAAGAUGCAAAAUCUAAGCUUUAUAAAGCUGAACCAGACAGGAAAUGUUUGGAAAGAAUAUGCAAGAGGUUUCUCAAAAGGGAGUUGGAAUAUAUCAAUGGAAAAAUAUGAUCUUUAGAACUUGGAUUUUCUUGCUUGUGUGUUUAUGUAUCGACUUUUUUAUGUUUUGAUCGAAAUAACCAUGUAUCAUGCUGACGCAAAUUAAUAAUAUAAACCUAACGAAAGGUAGUAAUAAUUUUGUGUCC